AUGGUGAACAACGAACCCAAAUGCCAGCCCCCAGAUAACGAUUCAUGUUCAGACAGCGACUCGGACAACGGAGGUCAUGAAAAUGGUGAUGUCAGUCUUGAAGAUCAAUUCAAAGAUAUCAUUCAUCAAAUACAAUCGGUCAAGAAGGGCAAAGGAGAAGGAGUAGCUCAAGGGAUAUUCAAGAACUACUUUUCGGUCUUGGGCAGAGCACUGGAGGAUAAGACGAAUUUUCUGCACAAAAUUGCCAAAUAUGCCAGGAGAGAGCAGAUGGAUGUAUGGCUUGAGCUCAUGAGGAAGAUAAUAGCGACCCACGGCCACCUCAUGAAGAAGGACGACUACGGUGGGAAGACGCCAAUGCAGCUGGCAUUGGAGAACGGGAGGUCGAAGCUUAUCCAAGGCAUGCUCACUGCAGUCUCCACGGAUGACAUUGACGACGUCCUGCUGAAGACGACUAAAGACGGGAACAACUGCCUGCACACCAUUCUCGGCACCCACAGCAUCUCUUCCGCCCUUGCUCUGGAGUUCAUCGAGAAGAUGAAAGACCCUGCGAAGGUGCUCUGCACGCUGAACCGCGAUGAUCUCUCGCCCCUUCACAUUGCCACCGAGUACAACCGGUGCACCGAGUCCCAGUACAAAGUUGUCGAGGCGAUUAUCAACCGCUGCGACUCGGCCCUUGAUGUCAACGUAUCGCUUGACGACCCCAAAAAACUAUCCGUUUACCGCUACCAUGAGAAGACUCGCAUGGAGGCUCUGAAGAAGCCGAAAGCCACCAAGGAGCAAGGGUCAGAGAUGCCAGGCAGCGGCGCCCGCGACAAAUCGUACAAGUCACAGGGCACUGGCCCCGGUGAUAUCUCCACUCCAAACAUGCGGAUGCCGCAGCAGAAGGCUCCGGUAACGAGUCCCGAGAUGCCGCAGCAGCACACUUCGAACUCCGGGACCACCCCACGUGAACGGCUACAAAGGGUCCGCACCGAGGCGCCGCUGGGACACGAAAACGGCAAGACUCGUCAGUACUCAGUCGUCAGCGGCGGUAUGAAACCCAGCAAAGGCAGCGCCAUGACACAACCGGAGAAAAACAAGUCCAGUAGCAAAGAGAAAGGGGGCGACAAGGAGAAGGGGCCCGUCACCGAGAAUUCCGCCAAAGCCAUCCGCAACCUGCUCAAGAUCCGCUUCAUGUGCGGCCGGACGGACCCCGAGAAGAUCCUCGCCUUUUUGUACAAGCCGGAUGAAGUGAAGGAAAUCUACUUCAGCCUUCCCGGCGGCCCUGGCGCUUCCAUCACCAAGGACGUGCUCGACAGAAUGAAAUACCUCGACUUCGAAGACACGCUUCAGUACGUGCACAUACCCAUGUUGCAGGUCGAGAAGACCGGGCCCGCCGCGUCCCGUCGCAAUGCCACGAGUAGUAGGGGCCGGAACGACUAUGUUGACAUAUUCAAGUGGCUAAAAGAGGAGAAGAAAGUAGAGCGCAUCGUCAACCUGCAAGUCGAGGACGUUUCGGAGAUAAGGGUGCAUGGUGAGCAGGCAGAAUUGCUGUCCCACAGCGAUGAGAGCAUUGAAAAGGCGCUCAAAGGCAUCGAGGUGCUCAAGACGUGGGACUGGAAGAAGUUUGACCUGAGCUCGGAGACAAUCCGGACAGUGGCAGGAAGGGCCAGCUCUGUGGUCUUGUACUGGGGAGGGAAUGAUGCCAUCCUGCGCAGCUGGAGUGAACGAGAGGGGCUCGUGACGCUUGAGAGGCUGAGAACUGUGACCGUUUACGGUGAAAGGGGUCUGGAGACCGACGCAAAGGCCCAGAAAGACAUGCAAAACUUCAAAAGACGAUUGCUCUCGAGCCAGAGGAUUUUGAAUGAGGAAGGGAAAGAUAUCAGAGACGAGAGGACUGAGGACAUCAAAGUGGAAUGUAGCCUUGAUCCACGACUACGGAAGAGUACGGCCAGCCGGCAGCCACGGAAGAUGGCUCCCGAACAGCCUAAGGAGCAACACGAGUGGCUGAUCACAAUGGAUAAGUUUGCCACAUUCAUACAGGGUCUUAAAUUAGACCUGAAUCCAGAACUGGAGGAAAGGCCGAUCCGAGUGGCGGUUAUUGACGACGGUAUCGACAUCACCGAGAAGUCACUGCAGGGCAAGGUUAUUGGAGGACGAAGCUUCUGUCAGCGAGUGGAAAACGAGCAGAUGCCUUACUACGUCACCGAAGGCUGGCACGGGACUGUUAUGGCGAGCCUGAUAUGUAGGGUCUGCCCCAAAGCGCAGUUGUAUAUUGUCAGGCUUGACGAGUACCUGGGCGAAGACGGUAGGCGGCACAUCACGGCUGAGAGUGCGGCUAAGGCAGUACGCGCGGCGGUCCACCAAGACGUAGACAUUAUCUCCAUGUCUUGGACCAUCGAAGAGACGGUCUCGAAUGUGGGGAGCCUCAAGCAGCUGCGGGAGGCAAUCAACGAAGCGGUCGAAGCGAACAUCCUACUCUUCUGCUCCGCCAAUGAUCAGAUCUCCAACGACAACAGCUUUCCCGGCCUGUGCACCGAGAAGCGCUUCAAGAUCGGCGCCGCCACGCAGUAUCGAAAGCCGACAGACAGUACGGGCGAAAUACCGGUCAACUUCAUCAUGCCGGGGCAGAACGUGCUCCGCGAGCGCCCGGAACAGGUUCCGCUAGACAGCUGCAACCUGCUGACCGGCUCGAGCGUUGCCACGGCGUUGGCGUCCGGCCUCGCCGCGCUCAUCCUGCACUGCGUCCAGUUUGCCGCCCUCCGCACUGAGUUGACCAAACCGCUCAACACAGAUGGGUCCGUCACGAUGGAUGACUUCAAGAAGCUGAAGUCGCACGAUGAAAUGCAAAAGGCUUUCGGUAGGAUACCUAAAGACAUCGCCAGCAGGGGUAAAUUCCUCCUCGUGGGCCAGUUGUUCAAUAUCGACAGGGUUGUUGACAAGACCGAAAAGGAAAAGCAAAAAUUCGUCCAAGAAAUUGCUUGGAUGCUUGUUCACUCACCGCUCUCUAGUAUCUAA
This is a messenger RNA of Lasiodiplodia theobromae, 2997 nucleotides long. RefSeq lists its product as uncharacterized. The record is from RefSeq and is a predicted model, not a curated record. The transcript has 3 exons. Bases 1 to 2997 code for a protein of 998 amino acids. Gene Ontology annotation, molecular function: serine-type endopeptidase activity; protein binding. NCBI's taxonomy places the organism in Eukaryota, Fungi, Ascomycota, Dothideomycetes, Botryosphaeriales, Botryosphaeriaceae. Gene Ontology annotation, biological process: proteolysis.